This is a messenger RNA of Coccomyxa subellipsoidea C-169, 3502 nucleotides long. RefSeq names its product Lipoxigenase. The record is from RefSeq and is a predicted model, not a curated record. NCBI's taxonomy places the organism in Eukaryota, Viridiplantae, Chlorophyta, Trebouxiophyceae, Coccomyxaceae. The transcript is spliced from 33 exons. Gene Ontology annotation, biological process: lipid oxidation; DNA repair. Gene Ontology annotation, molecular function: protein binding; DNA binding; ATP binding. The annotation marks the transcript as partial.
AAUGAGCCAUUUAUUGGCCUUUUUGCAGCCAGAUGAGACUGCAGCACAGCUCAUAGCUCGUACAAAUGUCGACCCAGUAAACACAGGACUCUUUUUCGCAAGUGUGCUUCGACCAGGGCAAGUCUUGGAGAUCACUGGACCAUCCGGAGCUGCGAAAUCAGAAGUCUUGAUCCAGGUAGCUGCUGCACGCAUACUACCAAGGAACUGGAAAGGAGAACAGCUUGGAGGUGAAGAGAACGUGGUGCUCUUUGACCUGGACAGAACGUUGGACACCCUUCGUUUAUACCAAGUGGUAGCAGGGAGACUGCGGGCCGCUGCGAGCAAUCAGCACGUAGGGGAAGAUGAGGUGAUAGCAACUGCAGAGAGGUGCCUCCAGCGCCUCCAUGUGGUACUCUGCAGCAGCAGUUUCUCCUUUCUGGCCUCGCUCAGAACCUGCGGUCCCCUCUUGAAGCAGCUGCAGGAGAGUGGGGGGAUGCAGCUGCUGCUGAUAGACAAUGUGGCUGCCUACUACUGGCUCGACAGAGCCUCACAGCCGUUGCCGGCCUGCGCAUUCGACCCCCUGAGGGAUGGCCAGACGAGCCUGCAGCAGGCGCAUGCAUGCAUCGCAGCCGAGCUGCAGACGCUCAUGAGACAACAUCGCUUGGCGGUCAUUGCCACAAAGCAGGCUGUGCUGUCUGCCAGCAGCAGUGCCUUUGACAGGACGGAGGCAGUUGAUAUCUGGGCACACAGAGAGUUUCUGCCCAAGGCAUGGCAGGAGAUCGUCACCAUGAGGCUGCUUCUGCGCGGGCCCACAAUCACAGAACUUGGGGGAAUUGCACCGAGGCCGCCGUUUGCCGUCAAGUGGCAGAUGCCUUACGGCGACCGGAUUGAGAACUUCCAGAUCAGCUACCCGAGGGGCCCCAUCAACCACAGUCUCAAGUCCCGCGUUAUCCUAGCUGCCGCUACGUGGGAGAUUGAGCUGAAACUGCACGCUGACUACACGGGCGAGAGCAUUGGAAAACCUGAUUUAGAAGUGACCCUUGUGGCAGCGGAUGAGGUCCAGGCGAACACGAUCGAAGUGAACACAUCUGCUUUCAAAGCCAAGUCCUGGACCUUGCCCCACAAAGUUGGUGGCCUCGAUCGCAAAGGAGUCAUUCUGACAGGGCAGGCGCCUCUGCCUGAUGGCUUUGGGAGUCCAGGUGCCUUGAUCGUCACCAAGAAACCCGAAGACAGCGAGAUCAAUCGGCUCUACAUUGAAGAGCUGCGCGCGUGGCCCCAUGGCACGGAUCCAUCUUCGGGCGUGCAGUUCCUGGCAAAUUCCUGGGUGCAUGACGCGGCGCCCAACCGCAUCUUCUUCAAUGGGUCCCCCACUCUGCCCUCCCAGACGCCGCCCGGCCUGCAAGCCCUGCGCCAGAAAGAGCUGCAGAACCUGCGGGGGGAUCCGCAUGACACUAGCGAGCGAAAGAUCCCUGACCGCAUCUAUGCCUAUGAUGUGUACAACGAUCUGGGGGGCAAGGACUCUGCCACGAACGCGGCGAAUCGGCGGCCAAUUUUGGGCAAAGCACGCGGCGGGACUCUGCCUUACCCAAGGCGGCUGCGCACCGGCCGUCAACCCGACAAGAACAACGACGAGCCCGCCCCAAAGGGCACAGCGUGGUUGCCGCUGGAUGAGUACUUCUCUGCCUCCAAGCUGGACGAAUUCAAUGGUGGCACGGUGUACGCUGUGGGCGCGGCAGCUUCCACAGUCAUCACGCAGCUGUUUGAUGCCAAGCCAGAGAUCACCAAAUUUGCCGAUUUCGCCGCAGUCGAUCGCAUCUAUGCGCGCGGCACGGACAAAUCCCCCAUCCCAAAAGAAAAGCAGGCCAUUAUUGACAAGAUCGACGACUCACCCUUCGAGUUCUCCAGAGACAAGCUGCGCGAUGCUUUCAACAAUUUCCCACAGGACCUGCGAAACAUCAUCACAUCGAGGCUGAUAGAGUCUGAGACCAAGCCGGGCCUUGUCGCGCGCGUUCUGGACCAGUUUGGCAUCGACAACGCCCUCAAGGAGAAGGUCGAAGACUUCAUGGGGGGCCUCGUGGCGACAUGGCCGCUGCCGAAGGUGCGCGAUAGGCGGCCGAGGACAUGGCAGAGUGACGAGGAGGUUGGUCGCCAGGCGGUGGCCGGGUGCAACCCCUUCACCAUCCAGAGGGCUGACAAGGAAUUCCUGAGCAUCACCAAGAUCACAGACACCGAUGUGACAGGGCUGUUGGACGGUCUGACACUGGAGGAGGCUGCGGCGGAGGGGCGCCUGUUCUGGCAGAACUACUACGAUGUGCUGGCCGACCAGGUUGCACCCAAGGUGAAGGAUUUUGCGAAGGGUGGCCACCAGUAUGCUGGGAGGGGCCUCUUCUUCAAGAACAAGGACACUGGCGCGCUGCCCAUCGUGGCAAUUGAGCUGCGCGAGCCAAACACCAAUGACUUCCGCAUCUUCACUCCCAACAAUGUGCGCCUGGAGGUCUGGCAGCUAGCCAAGGCGGUGUACUCGACCCUGGACGCGGCGUCUCAUCAGCUGGUGUCCCACUUCGGCGAGACCCACGCGGUCAUGGAACCCUUCGCCAUCGCCACUCGCCGCCAGCUCAGCGCCAUGCACCCAGUGUACCAGCUGAUCCUGCCCCACUUCCGCUACACCUUCAACAUCAACAGCAGCGCGCGGGGCAAUCUCAUCAAUGCAAAAGGAGUGGUGGAAUCGGUCUUCACUCCCGGGCCUCUGUCGAUGGAACUGUCUGCGCGCGUGUAUGGGGACAUUUGGAAGUUUGAGGAACAAAGCCUCCCAGGAGACCUGAUUGCCAGGGGCAUUGCCAAGCGCGAGGAGGGCAAGCUGGUCCUGCUGCUGGAUGACUACCCCUUUGCUGAGGACGGCCUGCUGGUGACUGAUGACGUGGAGCUGACAGCCUGGUACAAGGAGGCGCGGGAAGAGGGCCACCCCGACAAGAAGGAGGGCUGGAUCGAGCUGACUGACACUGCAAGCCUGGUGGAGAUCCUGGCCACCAUCGCCUGGAUUGGGUCAGGUCACCAUGCAGCUGUGAACUUUGACCAGUACAUGUACUACGGAUACAUGCCCAACAAGCCUUCCUUCGUCUCCCACGCAAUCCCCUUGCCAGACUCUCCUGAGGAGAAGGCCCUCCUGGACGACUUUGAAUUUGAAUUCCUGCGCACUCUGAGCGACCCAAUCCGCGCGGUCCAGACCAUGCUGCUGGUCAAGCUGCUGUCCAACCACUCCCAAGACGAGGAGUACCUGGCUGGGCCCGAAAAUGAAUGGAUCACGGACCCAAAGGCGGUGGCCCUGAGGAAGAAGUUUGAGGAUGCGAUGGCGGCUGCGGAGCAGCUGAUGAUUAAGCGCAACUCCGACCCCGAGAGCCGGGCGCGCCACAGCCCGGCCGGCGUACCGUACCGGCUGAUGUACCCUUCCGUCCAGACCGAUCCACCCACCCCGGGAAACCAGGGCAUGACCGGCUGCGGCAUUCCGUACAGCGUCUCCAUCUAA